Molecule: messenger RNA, 2377 nt
Organism: Ornithorhynchus anatinus (platypus)
Lineage: Eukaryota; Metazoa; Chordata; Mammalia; Monotremata; Ornithorhynchidae
Product: zinc finger protein 397-like
Exons: 7
Coding region: 128-2125 (665 amino acids)
Biological process (GO): regulation of DNA-templated transcription
Source: RefSeq, a predicted model, not a curated record
UGCCCCUCCGCGGGGGGACGGCCCCCGCUUUCGGCCGUUGUCGGGGUCCCGCCCGCCUCUCCCGGGUGCGGGGAGGCUCGGAGGGGAGCUCGCCGGGGCCCUCGUCCCGCCGCCCGCCCCGGGGGAGAUGGCAGACGCUGCAGAAUCGAUGGUGACGCUGCCCUGGGUGACCCGCGCCCAGCGCUUCCGGCGGUUCCGGUAUCAGGAGGCGUCCGGCCCCCGCGAGGCCCUGGGCCGCCUGCGGGAGCUGUGCCAUCUGUGGCUGAGGCCCGACCGGCGCUCCAAGGAGCAGAUCCUCGACCUGCUGGUGCUGGAGCAGUUCCUCGCCGCCUUGCCCGCCGACACCCAGGCCUGGGUGCGGAUCCAGCGCCCCGAGAGCGGGGAGGAGGCCGCGGCCCUGGUGGAGGAGCUGGAGCGGGAGCAGGACGGGCCGGGAGAGCCGGUCCCGGUCUGGGCCUCCGGACCGGAAGUGCCCUCAGAGGAGGAGGAGGACCCCCCCGUGGCAUCACAGAGACGCGUAGGCCUCCGGCCGCAGCCCGAGGAGCCCCCGGAUCCUCCCCGCCUGCAGGACAGCGGUGGUCCUCGUCCCCGGAGCCCGGCCCCUCCCCCGGAAGACUGGACUGCGGCGGCGGGACCGGUGCCCUCGGUGAACAGGGCCCAGGCGGCCGUGCUCUUCGCGGACGUAGCCGUCCCCCUGAGCCGGGAGGAGUGGAGGAGCCUGGACGCCGACCAACGGGCUUUCUACCGGGAGGUGACGCUGGACAACUACGAGAACGUGGUCUCGCUAGGACUUGCGUUUCCCAAGCCGGAGGUGAUCUCCUGGCUGGAGCAGGGGAGGGAGCUGGGGGCUUCCGAGGACGGAGAGGCUCCCCGGAUCCCCUGCUUAGAGACGGAAGAGCCGUCCCCCGAGGAGACGGAGAGGCCCGGGACCGCCCCGGCCGGCUCCGCGGGCCGGGGGGCCGCGGGCUCCGCGUGGGAGGCGUCCCGGGACAAGGGAGGAGGCGUCCCGUGGGCGGGGGACUCCGGGCGGGCCGCCGCCGGGCCGCCCCCGCCGGAGCCGCCGCGCCCACCGGCCGCCGCCGAGGCGCCCGGCGAGGAGGCGCCCGCCGCCGGCCGGGCCCGCCCGCGGGAGAAGCGUUACCAGUGCGGCGAGUGCGGCCGGAGGUUCAGCUUCCACUCGAGCCUGAGCAGUCACCGGCGCGUCCACACGGGCGAGCGGCCCUACCCGUGCCCGGACUGCGGCCGGCGCUUCAGCUUCCGCUCCAGCCUGAGCAUCCACCGGCGCGUGCACACGGGCGAGAAGCCCUACCCGUGCCCGGACUGCGGGCGCGUGUUCCGGCAGAUCUCCAUCCUGACGUGCCACCGGCGGGUGCACACGGGCGAGCGGCCCUACUCCUGCAGCGACUGCGGCCGGGCCUUCAGCCAGAGCUCCCACCUCACCUGCCACCGGCGCGUCCACACGGGCGAGCGGCCCUACCCGUGCCCGGACUGCGGCAAGGCCUUCGGGGACCGGUCCAGCCUGCGCAAGCACCGGGCCAUCCACAGCGGCGCCCGGCCCUACUCCUGCGGCCAGUGCGGCAAGGCCUUCGGCUACGUGUCCAGCCUCCACCGCCACUGGAGCGUCCACUCGCCGGACAAGCCGCACGCCUGCCCGGACUGCGGCAAGGCCUUCCGCCGCCAGUCGUCCUUCGCCGACCACCGGACCACCCACACGGGCCAGAAGCCCCACGCCUGCCCGGACUGCGGGAAGACCUUCAGCUACCAGACGUCCCUCUGCCACCACCGGAGGACGCACGCCGGAGGCCCCCGGGGAGGGGGCGCGCCCGGCCCCUACCAGUGCCCGCUCUGUGCCAAGGCCUUCAAGUCGCCCCGCAGCCUCAGCCAGCACCAGGUGCUGCACAGCGGGGGGAAGCCCUUCACGUGCGCCCAGUGCGGGAAGAACUUCAGGUACCCCUCCAACCUCAGCCGGCACCAGAAGGCCCACGCCGGGCAGGCCGGACCCCGGGCCCCCGCCCCGGGGAGCCCUCCGGACGGAAAGGGGACGCAGCGGCCCAGGACGGGCCGGGCGGAGCCGGGAGGCCCCCAGGACCGGGUUCACCCCGGCGGGGGGAGGCCGGGGCUCUGACCCGGUGCCCCGGCAGGGCCCGGGGCGAGUGGCCCGCGCCCCGCGCCGGACCGCGGCCUGCCCCGUCAAGCCCCCGCGGCGGGGCCCGGGGGACCGUCCCCCGUGUCCGUCCGAGGCCUCGGGAGAGAUCUCACCAGGUGUUUUCGUGUUGGGAGCUGCAAACCAUCCCCAUCCCCCCCUUGCCCAAGUUUGUCGGACCGAGGCAGAACCGUCGUGUGAUAGUUAACACCAUUAAAGCACAUUUUUCACUCA